AUGUUUAGCAGCAGUGCCCUCGAAGGACGAAGGAGAGGAGGAGGAGGAGGAGGAGGAGGGAGGGGUCGCGGCGCAGGGCGACGCUCGCCAGACUAUGGACCGCGGGCAGGACAGCGGAGGAGCAACGUUCCUCCGGGAACUUCGGUCGAAGUGGUCCAAAAGCAGCACCAACGCACCGGGGAGCUUACCCCGGGAACUGUCAGUAGGCUCUUGACGAAUUCGGGCUUCCACCCCCGUGGAAUAAAGGUGACCCGCCUCAUGUAGCAUAUAGCACAAGUACAUUGUAGCUGCAGGGUGUAGAUGGCGGAAUUGGGCUUUGAGAGAACUGACGUGUGCCCGAGAGCGUGCAGGGUAUCGCAACGUUGUCCACAGGGUCCAGCGAGAGCGCCUCUUCGGCACCACGGAGGGGGCUCGCACGACCGCCUUCGUCACCGAGCAAAAUUCCCCCGCUUAUCUCCACGUUGACCUACCUGUCCUUUGUGUACGUCUCUGUCGACCCGCACAGGUGGUGCUUGCUGGGGGUGUGGUCGGUCGCGUGCAGAACGUCCCAGGUGUCGACGAAGCAACAACAACUAAUACGUCGACCGACAUGCCCGUAGUCGAUGGCGCGCGUGGUUACAGCAGCAGCAGCAGCAGAAGCAGAAGCAGCAGAAGCAACGGCGGCGCCAGUGGCGACGAUGCUGGUGCCGUCAUCGACCCCCUUGUCGUUGCGUCCACAACAAUGGGCACCACCAGCCGGCGGAGGGCAUCACCCGUUGAAAGACAGGGGAACGGUUCCCCGGUCGCCACCCCGGUCGCAGCUGCCCCGCCCCCACGCCCAC
Messenger RNA from Ectocarpus siliculosus, 821 nucleotides. Lineage: Eukaryota; Phaeophyceae; Ectocarpales; Ectocarpaceae. The record is from the annotation of a GenBank genome assembly.